GGGGUGGAAGGAGCCGUGCGGCCGCGCCUGCGAGUCCUCGGGCCUGCGGCCUGACCUGGGGACGGCCGGAUGGCGUCCCGGAGCCGGGCUGAGUCAGUCAGUGCGCCGCCCGCGCCGCGCGCCCCGCCUAGCAGCCGCGCUCGCGUUUCGCUUUGCGGGCACCUUCCCGGCCGUGUCCUCUCGGCGCGGGCCCGGGGCCGACUGGGGGCGCGGGGGCGCGGAGCCCCGCCUCCGGGGCUUUCCCCGCGGCGGCGGGCGGCGGACGCGCGCGGGCCCGCAGUACCGACCGCGCUGUCGGUUCGGACGCUGCGAGCGCGGGAGGAGGGCGCCGCCAGCUCGCGCUGCCCCCCACACCCCGGCCGGGACUCGCCGCCGACGGCCGCGGCUGCCCGGCAUUCCCGCGGGCCCGGGACGAUGGCGCUGGACGCGGCGCCCCGGUCCCGCCUGGCCCCCGAGAUGAGCCGGCCCUGGCGCGCCCGGUUCCUCGCGCUCCUCUUCCUGCUGGCGCAGCUGCCUCCGCCAGGCGACGGCAACGAGGGCAGCGCCAUCGGGAGUUGUUACUGCCACAAAGCGAUUCCUUCCGGCCCCCCUCCGAUGGCGGGGUUCAUGGCACAUCUCCGAAAACACCUGAGAGCCUACGAUCGCUGUAAUUCCUACGUCAGGUUCCAGCUACACUCCCGGAGUGUGUGUGGGGGCAGCAAAGAUUCGUGGGUUCAACAGUUGAUGAGCUGCUUUGAUCGCAAAGAAUGUGGAUACGCUAACUCUGGCAGUGCGGCCCCCCAGGAGCAUUUACCUCCUCCCAGCACUCAGGUUCCUGAGCCCACACAAAGGGCACCUUCAGACACGGGCUUCCCUGCUCAGACAUACCCGCCACCCGCCUCGCAGUCUACUGCGCAGCCCACGCUUCCAGCCGGGGCACGGUCCUUGGACAAAAAUCUCACCCGUGCCAAUGAAAUUGCUACAUCCACCGAGGGCCGCAGUCUGGCGGCUGGGCCUGAGGCUGGGGAAAGGCAGAAACAGCUGGAAGAAAAAGUGGGGCCUUCAGCGGGGACCUCAGCCAUGGUGCCCGUGCUGUCUCUCCUGGCCAUCAUCUUCAUUCUCACCAUCGUCCUCCUGUACGUGCUGUGCAAAAGGAUGGCCCAUUCGCUGCCGCAGUCUCCAGAUUUGCAGCUUCCUUACAUACCCGUAGCAUCAGACUCCAAAGCCUGAGCUGAGAGUGGAAACCCAUAAGGACAUUGGCCUCAUGCCCUUGCCCCCUUACCAUGGUUCCUGGCUUCAGCCCCUCCGCUCAGGGUCCCACCGCCCCCUUGUCCCACCCAGUCUGUCUUCACACACCGGCUGUUCCUCCCCCGACUCCCCACUGCAGGCCUGGGCCCUCCCCCUCUUCCUCCCUCCCAAGUAGGCACCAUGCAGUUUGGUUUUAUUUCCUCAAUCCCCGUAUCACCCACAUAUGUUCCAGUGAGAGUCUGAGCUCCUUGUUUUCAUUGCUGUUGUUUUUAUUAUUAAAACCCCUAGUUCUUCUUUUAUCUC
Messenger RNA from Neomonachus schauinslandi (Hawaiian monk seal), 1530 nucleotides. It is a transcript of the gene CXCL16, whose product is annotated as C-X-C motif chemokine ligand 16. The coding region runs from base 70 to 1209 and encodes 379 amino acids. Lineage: Eukaryota; Metazoa; Chordata; Mammalia; Carnivora; Phocidae. Gene Ontology annotation, molecular function: low-density lipoprotein particle receptor activity; chemokine activity; scavenger receptor activity. The transcript is spliced from 6 exons. Gene Ontology annotation, biological process: response to tumor necrosis factor; positive regulation of cell migration; receptor-mediated endocytosis. The record is from RefSeq and is a predicted model, not a curated record.